Ylistrum balloti is the source of this 5965-nucleotide messenger RNA. RefSeq names its product high affinity cAMP-specific 3',5'-cyclic phosphodiesterase 7A-like. Gene Ontology annotation, molecular function: 3',5'-cyclic-AMP phosphodiesterase activity. Lineage: Eukaryota; Metazoa; Mollusca; Bivalvia; Pectinida; Pectinidae. Bases 20 to 2383 code for a protein of 787 amino acids. The transcript has 14 exons. The record is from RefSeq and is a predicted model, not a curated record.
UUUAACAAGUUGACAUAGGAUGCAACUACGCAAAAUGAGUGUCCUGAAUGUUUACAACCUCCCUGCAUUACCAUUAGACGUAAACGUACCUGCACAGUUUCUAACUAGACGAGGAGGCAUAUCAUAUGCUUCCAGUAGCACUCAUCAUUACAGACCAAGACUUGGGAGACGAGGAGGGAUUUCCUUUGAUAGAAAAGACAAGAAUGCCAUCUAUGUCAGAAUGCUUGGCGAUGUCCAGAUGAAAUCCAAGCUGGAAUGCUAUUCAGAACGGCGGUCUAAUAAUGUGGCUGUGUCCGACCUCAAACUAUUGGACAAAGUAUCGUCGAAAGACUUCAAAAUACGAUGGGGAUCCAGAUUUCAGAGUUUACAUAAAACAAGACGACGACAUCGACCGAUGCUGAAAAUGACACAAGAAAGUAAUUCAUUGCUGGACCAGCUAUACGAUAAACAGGCACAGUGUUUGAUGACCAGACUGGACUGCUGGAGCGUGAACAUGUUCCAUCUGGAUAUAAUCACUUGUGGUCGCCCGCUCUUCCAUGUUGCUUUUCACCUAUUCCAGCAUUACAACCUGAUAGAGACUUUCAAUCUUGAUGUCAUGAAGCUGCUGAGGACAUUUUGUAAGUGUUUAUGUCACGAUUAUUAUCAUGUGAUGAGAUCAUUUAAUAAUAUCAUACAAGUUCUAAACAUCAACACAGAAUCAGCUACUUGUUACCUUCAGGAGAAACAGUUGCAAAAUACUAUACCUCCGUUUGAAAUCAUGACCAGCUUAUUGGCUGCCAUGACACAUGACGUUGAUCACCCUGGAGUGAACCAGGCGUUCCUGAUAGCCACUGCUAACCAUCUUGCUGCAUUAUAUGAGAACACAUCUGUGCUGGAAAACCAUCACUGGAGGUCAGCAAUUGGUGUCCUUCUCGAAACAGGGUUGUUUAGUCAUCUUAGUGUCAUGGAAUGGGAGCAGAUGGAAUCACAAAUCAAGUCACUUAUAUUGGCCACAGAUAUCACUCGUCAGCAGGAAUUUCUAACACGUUUUAAGAAAUAUCUAGACAGCGGAGAAUAUGACGCAGUCAGAAAUCCAUCACAUCGACAUUUUAUGUUGCAGAUAGCCCUUAAGUGUGCUGAUAUCUCUAACCCAUGUCGUAUGUGGGACAUCAGUCGUCAGUGGAGUGAAAACGUCUGUGAGGAGUUUUUCCGACAAGGAGACUAUGAAUAUCGUCUUCACAUCCCAGUAACACCAAUGUGUGACAGAAAAGCUAACACAGUCGCCAAAAUACAAGCAGGUUUCAUAGAGUUUGUAGUGAAUCCUUUGUUUCAAGAAUGGUACCGGUUUCUUCCAACACAGCUCAGUGAGACAAUGUUAAAAAAUAUGAAAUCAAAUCAAGCACGAUGGAAAGAAAUUAUGAAAGAGGAAACUGCAGAAAAAGUUAAGGUGGAAAUUCAGGAAGAUCUGGUAGAGGAGGAAAAAGGAGAGACGAAAGAGGAGGAAAAUGAGGAAGAAGUGAAUAAUAAUACUGAUGAGGAAAAUGACUUUGUGCAGGAAGCACGAUUACCGUUAACUUUCACUCACCUGGUGAAUGAAGACGAAUGCAGUUCAUCAAGUAAUGGGAGUAGACGGGGAAGCUGUCGUAGUCUAUCUCCUUUACGUGAAAUUCCUGAAAACCAGUGGAACCCAGAGAUACGCAGGCACAGUAUGCCUCCGGCAUACUUACAGAAAGAAAUUACUUGUGUGACUAUUCGUCGAGACAGUCUACCUCAUACUCAGUACAUUCGACGACGUAGCCUUCCAACGGCUAUGAUAUUACAUACUACCUCAAUGGAUAGACUCUUAGGAAAGUUGUCUCCCUUUCCUUCACCAGGAAGGCCUGCAGGCAGAAGCAUCUCUAUUGACUCAUUAGUAACUCAGCCUAAGAUCUCAAACCUUAGUCCAAGUUUUGAAGCAAGCAGACUGUUUAGUGGUUUGUCUUUAUCUUCAGAAAUCACUUCUUUAAAUGGAUCGACUGGAUCUGUGAAAUUUGUUGGUGCCCAAAAUUUGCUGGGUAGCCGGACUACUCCAAACUGGGGAUAUAAAGGAUCCCAGUUGGGAAAACUUGAUAGUACUAGUCAUACAUUCCAUUCUCAACUCCUUUCAGCUGAAGCUUCCCAGAGUGCUGGGGAUCUUGCUCAAGGGGAGACAACUGUUAUUUCGCCUGUGUCUUUCAACUGUGUAGGUGCUUUAUCCAGUAGUGACCGAGACUCUAGUGUUUCCAAUACAGAUCAUGAAUUAAAAGGGUCACCACUGGAAUAUGGUAGGACAUCUGCAUCUAUUGACAGGGUAAAACUAGCUCCAAAUACCGAGCCCAUCAAAUCAAAGGAUGUGGCCAAGCAUAUACCAGGUUCAAUUGCAUAGCAAUAGUGUUUAAUAUAUUUCAUAUUUAUAGUUUAAAGUUUAUAAUGUAGGGCCUACCAAGGUAUAUAAUAUUGGUACUAGUCUUAUGUGUUGAAUGUGUCUUGGUCGAGACAUGCAGUAACACUGCUUCUUUAGAUCGAUGGUUUGUAUUGAUAAAAAAUCGCAUGUUUUAUUUACAUAAGUAUAUCUGUCUACUGAAAUACUGUAUUUAUUAUACUAAAUGGCUGUUUAGGCUUGUUAUAUUUUAAAAGGGGGUUUGGCCAGUAGAAUAAUAUUUAUCAUUGAGCAUGCUUAGACAGUCUAUUAAUGAAACUAUACUGUUGAAUCAACACAGAAAUUCACUCCAUUUCAUGUGUUUAUAUUUUUAAGGAUGAUGGGUAUUUAUUAUUGGAGAAUCAACUUUUACUAGAAUAAAUGUGAUGUAGAUUUGUAGAGAUGAUUACUGUUGAUAAAAAGCCUGUGGUAACAGUACAUAUUUACUGUGAUAGAUCACGUUCAUUAUGUCAUCACUGAUCACAAUUUUGAUCUCAUCUUUAAUUCCAUUGUACAAGACUAGCAACAGGGCCAAAGUGGUUACAAUCCUUCACCUCAAACACAAAGUUUUACUCUAUCUAUCUUCGAACCUUUUGAUAUUCAGAAACAAGAAAUAAUAACAUUGUCCAAACAAUUAUUCAAAAUUUGAUUGAACUUAGUGUAAGUCAAUUUAAUUCAGAUGUUUUAGCUACCACGUGUUCUUUUAUUGUAUAAACUGUUUAAAUAUCUAUUUGAUAUUAAAUAAUUUUCCGUGAAACACCAAAUAUAUUUCAUAUCUGUGUAUUCAACAAAGAGGAGAAAUGUAUUUGGUGGUGCAGAUUAUUCAAUAACAUGUACCUAUUUCUAAAAUGUCUGCCAAAAUAAAAUAUUUAAUGUAUAAAAUGUGCGGAGAAUUUCGCCAUAUUUUUCAACAAAACUGUUUGCUACUUCUGCACUUCUGAUGUUUCUCUUAUUACCUUAACAUUUAAUAUUAACAGAAAAAUCAUAAGUUGUAAGGUUUAGUAAAUAUUUAGUGUAUAAAUAAGGUUGUGUAACCACUUAAUAUACUGUCUCUUCAUCUAUAACUGGACAUUUAAGUCUGCAGAUUAAAAUGGAGUAUAUCGGAUGUAUAAACUUUUGUGAAAGUUUGAUCAAAUUCAGCUUCUCACUUGUUUAAAAAGAUGUAUGAAAAGUGAAAUGAAAUGUUUAGCUAGAUAUUGUGACCUGUGCUCAUUGAUGUAAAGAGUUGUGAAAAAAUGGCUCAAAAAUAAUCAAGAUAAUUUGUUAUAUUACCUAAUAGAUUAAGAGAAUAUUCUUCAGAGUAGUUUCUGCAUUAUUUCAUAUAAACUGCCUAUAGAAUUAUUUUAUCUGUACUAUAUUGAAAUAUUCUGUCGUUUUGCAGUACAGAGUUAUCUGCUCUUGUCAGUAGAGGUAUUGGUUGUUACGUCAUUAGUUUAUGUGAGAAUAUUUUGCUGUUUUCUCACAAAGUUAUGGUAUUACUCUCACAAACAAAUGAUGAACAACAGAUACCUUCUCAAAGAGCAGACAACUCUGUAUUACAAAAAUACGGAAUUCCUAACAAGGAUUUAUGGUACAUUUUACUUAUUACGUGGAUGUCAUUCGACUUCAUCACUAGACUAAAGUCUUUAGAUUUCUGAAGUGGAACAGAAAUUAUUUCUACAAAAAAGUAUUCAUUAAGGGAAAUAUCUAUCUAUUGUGAAUGAAAAAAAUAAAAGAAGAAAAGAUUUCUUCACUUAUAACUAGUGGGUGUUUACCCGUCAAAUGUAAAACAGUUGAUUUGUAUAAUGGAUACACUAAAUAUUAUAUGUAUUUGUCUGUCAUGUUUACUAUUAUGCAUGCUGGUUUUUAUUUAAAAUCUUAUCAUACUGUACUUUUUAGGACAAUUAAUCCAAAAUCUCACUAUUUUACAAAAGGUAGUGUUUGAUUUAAAAUCUGAUAUCAGGAUAAUGCUCGUAAAAUUAAGAGUGGGUAGCUGAAAGGUUGUUAACUUCUGAAUUUUGAAUUAAAGCAAUGGAUUAUAAUAGAUUUAUUAUAUCUUAUAAGAUAUUUUUCACCUCAGAUGUAAUUCAGUUUGUAUUAUGUGUUUGUACAUGAAGUUGAUAUAUUCCAACAAGUAGAACAAUAUGUUAACACCAUUGUGAUACGGAACUAGAUUGUCUUACAGAACAACAUUGCAAUUUUCACUUCUGCAAGUCUUCUGUGUGUUCUAUGGUAAUAAGUGCUAACAUCUCUUUCUCUAUCAUAAGAAAUCUGUCAAAUAAUGAAGUGGGUUGAUGAGAUUAAGUAGUUUAUUUCUCGUUCUAAAAUAUGGUUACCAAUUCAAGUAAUAUUUUAAAAAGGGGAUUUUUUCUGGUUUCUUGUCAAUAAAACAGCACAAUAUUUGUUUAAACUUUGAAAAUGUAACAGCAAAGAAGAAUAUUUCAUCAGUUAAUUGAACAAAAGAUAAAUGCAUGUGUUCAGUAAUAUGAUUAGCAAGAUAAAAAUGGACUGAUUUGACGGUAAAAUGAGAGCACUUUUUAAAUUAGCUGAAAUGUUACAUUUAUUUGGAGGAGGAUGGAUUGUGCUGUGAUGAGUACCUGACAGUAAUUUUCUGAAUGUUUCGCUACAUUAUGUGUAUUUCAGUAGCUUUAUAAAGUGAUAGGAUGUCUGACCCUGUCCUUCUUUAGUUAUCUAGUCUAUACCUUACAUACUGGCCAAGUCUGUCUGUGGUAUCAUACUUUUUUCUUUGGGCUAUAAUCAAUAAGUAUGUUAUUGUUGGUCUGUCUAACAAAGGACGAUAAAAACUCUAUUUAUAUAUAUUUCUGGAAAAUUAAGUAUAGAGUUUCUUUACAUUUGAUGCAAUUAUGUCAAAUGAAUAAGUGUUUCUUUGUUUCACUAAUUAAAAUGAUUAUGUAAGGAAUAUGAUAUAGUGUAGCGAGUUUCUAAGAAGUGUAUUUUCUAUCACUGCUGCUGGUUGUUGGAAGAAGAAUAUACUGUCAGGAAACUUGACUUUAGAUACUGCUCUUCUGAGUUUUAUUUAUUCAUAUUUAGAGAGCUCUGUAUAUGACUAGAUAUCCUCCUAAAAGCUAGCAAGUGAAGUUAUAGCAUACACAUGAACUUAUAGAACAUAGAAUCAUGGGUGGUUUUUCCUUACUACAUCUACCAACAUGUUAAGGUAAUGUGUACGAGAGGUUGUUAUAUUUAUAUUUAAGAUUUAUACAGUAAGUAGAUUAAAAUGUAAACUAUUUAUAACUUCUUACAAUUGAUGAAUUGAUGUUUUGUGUAAUAAGUGUGAAAAAUUGAUAACUUAAAAACUUUGUACAUGUGUAUUAUUUGAAAUGUUUAAAUGAGGCGAGAAUAUUUAGGACCAUAUAGUUUGUAAGUUUGGUGAUUGUAAUGUUACACAUGAGUACAGAUUCUGUAUAAUGUGAUCUUAUACCAUUAGUCUAUUCUGUAGGAAUCUAUUGAAAUUUCAUAGAGAAAUGUUUUGGGGAAUUUUAUCAUUUAAGAAAUAUUAAAUUUGAUUCGCACUUGUUUUACAAAACUCAUGAAUACAUAUAUAUUUAUGUA